Messenger RNA from Leptidea sinapis, 3601 nucleotides. RefSeq names its product WASH complex subunit 5 (gene Strump). The record is from RefSeq and is a predicted model, not a curated record. The transcript has 11 exons. Gene Ontology annotation, biological process: endosome fission; regulation of actin nucleation; endosome organization. NCBI's taxonomy places the organism in Eukaryota, Metazoa, Arthropoda, Insecta, Lepidoptera, Pieridae. Gene Ontology annotation, cellular component: WASH complex; endosome. The coding region runs from base 151 to 3513 and encodes 1120 amino acids.
ACAGAAUAGAAAAUUCAAAAUAAUAAAUAGAAAAGAUAGGUCAAAACCCGAAACAUUCUUUUGAAACUGUACCAAUUAAAAUAUAAUAUAAACAUUUUAUUUUGCUGAUCUAAACAGCAGCUGUACAAAGCUAUAAAUGUAAUUUUCUGCAUGAUGAGGGUAUUUUUGUCGGAAGAUAAUCUGUGUGCUCAAAAUUUGUUGAAGAUUGUGUCCCAUGGAAAUGCAAUUUUAGCAGAAAUUUUGAGGCUUAAGGAUUAUAUACCCGUUGCAUACUUGUUUGAUACCAAAGAAACACAACAAAAAUAUCAGGAUGUUAUAUUGGAUUUUAGUUAUUUCAAAGUUUCAGACAUAUUAGAGAAAAAAAUUUCUUCAAACUCAAAACUUCAUGAUUUAGAUGAUGACCUCAGAGAUAAGUACAGCGACUUAGUGACCAGGUUCUAUUUACUAUUUGAAAACAUUUACCAAUUUAUUGUGGAUCUAAAUACAUUUGUUGAACAAUUAAAUGAAGGUGCAUUUAUACAACAAUCUAUAGACACAGUUCUGAAGGAUAUAGAAGGAAAACAACUACUAUGUGAAUCAUUAUACCUGUAUGGGGCGAUGCUACUGUUGUGUGACCUGUAUAUUCCCGGUGCUGUACGUGAAAGGCUUUUAGUGGCAUUUUAUAGAUACAGCACUAAUCAGUCGCAAUCAAACAUAGAUGAUGUGUGUAAGCUGCUAAGAGACACUGGUUAUAACCAGUUACUUGGUAAAAGACCAGCAUGCUAUCCAGUGGAAUAUUUUGGGCGAGUACCUGUGCACCCAGAUUUUAUUGAGAAAGUUGUAGCGAAGUUGCGAUCAGAAGAUAUUUACAACCAGCUCCCUGUGUACACAAUACCCGAACAUCAAGCAUCUGCACUGGCCGUUCAGUCCAGUAUGUUAAUUAUUUGUCUCUUUUUUACGCCCCACUAUCUUCAUGGCGACAUGACGAAGAUGAGGGAAAUUGUAGACAAAUUCUUUCCAUGUAACUGGAUCAUACCAGUUUAUAUGGGAGUAACUAUGAAUUUAAUUGACUAUUGGGACAAUUUCAAGGCUGCUAAGACGUGCCUCAGCAAUACAUGUAAUUCCAAAUCAGUGAAGGAGAUCUUUUCCAAAAGGGGAAAUUCAGUGAAGCUCUUAAUUAAUAAGACACAUCAACUGUUAAAAGAAGGAGCAAUGACUGAUGACUAUGUGCUUGACAAUAUCAGUAAAGUUCUCAACCUUAUAUUAAAUUCGAAUCAUGUGUUGCGGUGGUUAAUACUACACAAUACUGAUGUUAUUUUCUUUGAUAACAAUAAAAGAAGCAAACAGCUAAAAGAACUGGUAACAAAAGAAUCGAAUUAUGACCCUGUACAAAUACUGGAGUUACUUGUAAGUACAGCCGAGUUAGAAUUGAAGACGAGGGAGUAUCUUAAGAAGUUACUCGAUAACAGAAAUGAAAAUUGGGGCAAAAAUAAAGAGUUAGCCUUAGAAGGGUUGAAUACUUUAGCCGAUAUAUUCUCGGGUAACAAGAUGUACACAAAAGUAGUUGAAAACGAACAACUGAAGUUGUGGUUCGCUAAAAUCGCAAAACAAGUAUCAUCGCUUUCGGAACAAGUUAGUUCUAAAUCAGUAAAGAAAGUGACGCAAUUAAUUCAAGCGCUGGACCAAGUUGAAGAAUUCCAUGGCAUGAAAAGUACGUCCAGUGUGGUGCAGUUGCUUUUAGAAACAAAGGAAGCAUUAAAAAAUUGUCUGAGGGCUGCAUCGCUCAAAGAAGAUUCACUUGUAACCUUAGAAACUGUAGCAGAUUUUAGUUAUGCAUGGUGCACUAUAGAUCUCUAUACAGGACAUAUGCAGGAAAGUAUUAAAGAAAACCCAGCAACCACUAGCAGAUUAAGAGCGCUGUUUUUAAAACUAGCCAGUGCAAUGGAAAUUCCACUUUUGAGGAUCAACCAAGCGCAGAGCGAUGACUUAGUCUCGGUUUCACAGUAUUACAGCAAUGAACUUAUCAAAUACAUUCAGAAAGUAUUGCAAAUAAUACCUGAAAUGGUUUUUAGAAUAGUGGAAAAAAUAAUUGAACUGCAAACGUGGACUAUUAAAGAAGUGCCAACGAGAAUAGAUAAAGAAAAAUUGAAAGACUUUGCGCAGCUAGAUCAUAGAAUGGAGGUUGCCAAGCUUACACACUCUGCAUCAACAUUUACCACUGGUAUCCUCGAUAUGAGAUCAACAUUAGUGGGUGUCAUUAGAGUUGACCCAGCAGAAUUGCUAGAAGAAGGGUUGUUGAAAGAAUUGGAUAACCACAUAAGCAAAAAGUUCAUAGAGUUUGUGGAGCCACAAGUGAAGAAGGCGAACAGUAUAAUACCUCGAUUGCAAAAGUUAGCGGACAGCAUGGAGGGAUACAAGCGAUCGUUGGAAUAUAUCCAGGAUUACAUUAAUAUCCACGGACUCAGGAUCUGGCAAAAGCAGGUUUCAGCAAUUAUCAAUGAAAAUGUAGCGAAAGAAAUAAGUAUAAGAAGAGGUGUGGUACUACACGGCCCUUCAGCAGGUUUCAUGGGGAGUCUGGCAAAACAAAUUGCGCAGUUGACUGACGCCAGAGUGUGCGUGUAUAUCAAUAUAUCUGCAGCAUGGUUCGACGUGAAAACAAACGCAGAAAUCGUUAAUAUAAAAACAUUUUCAAAAUUAAAUGAAGCCAUAGGCGUGGUGGGCCUUCACGGCCUAGAUACUAUAUAUGGGUAUAUGAUAAAAAACCAACUUCAACAGAUUCAAAGAAUUCUUAACGACGGUCAAGAGAAGUUUGCAAUAGUUGGCGCAACUGUGAAUCUAAAGGAACUUGACCAAAUUAUACUGAAAAAUCAGAAGAGCAUUCAGAACGUAGCUGAUGCGCUGGUUGUCAUUGGUGAAUUACAACUCUUGAGGAAACAUAUUGCAUAUCAAUUGAAUACCAGUUGUAAGUUUGACUCGGUGCAGCUGGAAGCUUCUCUGCGAACUAUGAAUGAAUCAUUAUUAUACGAUUUGAAGAGAUGUAACAAUAUUGAGUCUAAGGAAAGUACACUGGCAUUGAUGAGGGAAUUGGACGAAUACCUGGUGAGAUCUGGGCUGUUUGAGCCAUUCGAAAAGAUAUACGUAAGGAAUGUUCCAGAAUUUGGUGCUGUUCAUAUGGGAAACAUGCUGGUCGUAAUUCUAAUUUCGCAGUUAGCAAAGUUGCAGCUAUGUAUGACGUCAGGUGAUCUAAUUACGAAAAAGCCAGGGGAAAAUAUAGAUGGCUUUCCGCUUAUAAUUGGAGUAUAUACUUUACUACGACAAAGUAAGACUGAAAAUUUGGAAAUAUUUAUAAACUUAUUAUGCAAUUAUGUCAAAGUUGCCAGUCUCAACAAAUUAAAAUCAGCUGAUGUGACACAUGACAGUUCUCUUAUUAUAAGAACAUUACAAAUAUUCUGUGAAACAUUCAAGUACCCUUAUGAAAAAUUAGAAGAUAAAUUACCUUUAGUUCUUCUGACUCAUACCUCUAUGAAGCAAUAAUUUAUCAAUACAUAAAAUAUUAUUAUAAAAUGAAAGUUAAUAUUAUAUUACAUUAUUAAUCAAUAAAUUAAAUUAUUUUUAUACGUAA